Pangasianodon hypophthalmus (striped catfish) is the source of this 5736-nucleotide messenger RNA. RefSeq names its product zinc finger protein 142 (gene znf142). The coding region runs from base 337 to 5046 and encodes 1569 amino acids. The transcript is spliced from 8 exons. Gene Ontology annotation, biological process: regulation of gene expression. The record is from RefSeq and is a predicted model, not a curated record. Gene Ontology annotation, cellular component: nucleus. NCBI's taxonomy places the organism in Eukaryota, Metazoa, Chordata, Actinopteri, Siluriformes, Pangasiidae.
UCACCAAAAUAGUUCCAUGUUACAUGCUAUGUAGAAGAGAUUUUUUUUAAGAGAACAAACAAUCAGAUGUCUUAUAUAUAUAUAAAAAAAUACAAACAGAUUCAUCUUGUACAUCAAGCCGUUGUGUAACAAUUAUACUCUUUUCAGUUUUUACAAUACAGCAGAAAGUUAGUAUGACGCUGCUCACGCGAGAUUUUCAUCAGUAUCAGGUGUGCUCCAUAGAGCAUGAUGAUAUGGACCUUUUUGUCUCCCAGAGACUGGCUGAUAGUUUAACACACUAAUAGAGUGAGAAACAUCUUGAAGAUUUAUCAGCUGGGGUUUCACAGCUGUAGCAAGAUGGAAGAGCAAAAAGUAGACACAUGCAAUGAGGAGCAGCUUUAUAACAGUGUACAGAAUGAGAGUGGGACAGAUACUUCGUACAGGGCUGGUAAUGAGGAGAAAGACACAGAUGACACAAUGUGCAAUAAGAACUCUCGCAAAAAGAGAACAAUCCAAAAAAAUAUUUCUCCAGCUAAAUCUCAGGAUGAGGAGGUUGAUACUGAGAGUCCACAGCCUCGAGCAAAAAAGCAGUGCAAACGAGGAAAAGCGUCAGUUCAUAAGCACAAAACAUCUGUGCUGUCAGUCCAAGAUCACGUGGCAGAGGGCACAGAGCACAUGUUUCGCACUCACAUAUGUACAGAAUGCCGGCGCUGCUUUAAGACGCGCUCUCACUUGAUGGAGCACAUGCGCCUCCAUUUUCCCGACCCCAGUCUGCAGUGUCCCACCUGCAAUCACUACUUUACCAGCAAAAGCAAGCUGCGUAUUCACAUGCUGAGGGAGUCUGGUGAGAAGCUGCAUCGCUGUCAGCUGUGUGAGUAUGCUGCCGUGGAACGUAACACCCUGCACCGCCACAUCACCAGCGUGCAUGGCCAUCAAGGAGAAAAGGAUGCUCACAAAGAUCUCUACACAUGCCCCACUUGCCAAAAAAGCUUUCACCAGAGUCAGGCAUUAAAGAGCCAUAUGAAGUCCCAUCAUAUCGCACAGAAUGGGCAGCCUCUGCCAUGCUUCAACCAUGGUUGCUCCUUUCAAUCCACAGAUAAGAAGCUGCUUCAGAAGCAUGCAUUGGAUGCACAUGGUAUCAAGGCCAUAGAGUGUCAUCACCAUGCCUGCUGUGCACUGUUCAGAAGCAAAGAAGAUAUGGAAGUUCAUUUUCGCACACAUCAAGCCUUUCACUGCACACAGUGUGACUUCUCAUGUUCCAACAAGAGCCGUUUCCAGCAGCACAAAAGACAGGGCCAUGCUGGAGAGACACAGCUCAGAUGUAGCUUCUGUCCUUUCACCACUUUCAAUCCAGUGGAGUUUGACCAGCAUGUAGGACACCUUCAUGCCAAUGAGAAAACACACAAGUGCCCAGAGUGCAACUUUAUGACUGCUCACAAAAGAGUCCUUAAAAGACACAUGCUGGUGCAUACUGGUGAAAAGCCACACAAAUGUUCACUGUGUGAAUUUAGAUGCCGGGAUGAGACAUACCUCUCGAAACACAUGCUGACACACACUGAAGACAAGCAGCACAUGUGUUCAGAAUGUGGUUAUGUUACCAAAUGGAAGCACUACUUAAAUGUCCACAUGCGCAAACACACUGGUGAUCUCAGGUACAGGUGUAACCAGUGCAUGUAUCGUUGUCAUCGCAUUGACCAGCUGAACAGCCACAAGCUCCGUCAUCAAGCAAAAACCCUUAUCUGUGAGGUAUGUGCUUACUCCUGUAAGCGAAAGACUGAACUGCUCAAGCACAUGCAGGUCAAACACACAAUUAGUGAAGACCACCAGCUUCCUCUUUUCCAGUGCAAGUUCUGUACUUACACAACAAAGUACCGCCAAGCUCUACACAACCAUGAAAACUCCAAACACACUCGAACGAGGGAGUUUCGCUGUGCCCUCUGCUCCUACACCACGUUUAGCAAUACUGCACUCUUUCUGCACAAGCGGAAGGCUCAUGGGUAUGUUCCUGGGGAUGUGAAGUGGUUGGAAACAUAUGCAGAGAAAGAGAGACAAAAUAAUUCUGUGGAUGUGAUUCAGAAUUUUUACUCUGCAGCUGAAGAGUACUCUGGAGGACAAGUGGAUUCUUGUAGUGACUCAAAAAACACUAAGCAGACAGAGUCGCAAGAUAUGACUAAUGAUGUCAGUUCCCAAAUUCCCAAUAGCUGUGAAACAACAAAUGGUUCAGAAAAUGUAAGUACUGUAGAACACCAGGUCAGUUCUGAUGCUAAUGCUUUGGGAGAGGAGAUAAACAAUGUUACUGAAGAUCAGCCAGUUAUCCAGUUAACCUUAUUAACAAACACUGAAAAUGUCGACAGAGGACCUUUAGAAAACCAGGAAACCACACCCCCAAAUAUCCCAGCUGGUGACUCCCCAAGAUUUCACACCACAUACGAAGCCCCUCAGAUCCCUAAUGAACCUGUAAGUGCAGAGGAAGACAGUGCUGUGUCAGACUGCGAGGAAGGCAGUGUUAUCGAAGAGCAAGCACUAAACCAAAGAAAUGAGUUGUUGAUCAAAGGAUCCCAACCCUCAGCAGCCCAACAAGCAAUUUCCUCAGAGGCCCCCUUAGCUGAGGCAGCAUAUUCAGAGACUCUGCUCCAGGUGAUGAGGAGGCAGGACAAAGACCAAGCCAAAGCUCUGAUUCUGGAGGGUCGAGUGCAGAUGUUGGUAGUCCAGACACAGGACAACGUCUACCGGUGUGAUCGCUGCUCAUAUGUGACCCGUAAGCAUGCAGCCUUAACACGCCACUGCAGAUCAUCCUGCCAGGUGAUGAAAGCAGCACUUCAGUGCCAGGACUGCGGUUUACACUUCAAACAAUUACGGUCCUUUAACACCCACCGUCUCAGAAAGUGCCAUGCACUGCAAAAAAAGAAGAGAAUGCUUUCCACUUCAAGAGAAAUUGCACAGGAAAAGAAUAAAUCACAUAAUCAAAAUGUUACUAGAUGUCUGGUAUCAGCUGUCACAGUGACAGAUCCAUGUGAGGAGAAUGUGCAAACAUCCACAGCUAAUAGAAGAGCAAAGACUGUCAAAGAAGAAAAAAAGGCUCACAAUAAUUCUUCUCUAACUGAUUCCAUGAGCUUGGCAAUUCGUGAAUCCUGUGAUUACCAGGAAGAAGAUGGUAAGUUCAUCUGCCUAAAAUGUUCAUUUUCAUGUAGCAGGAAAGCUGCAAUUGCUCGCCAUUGCACAGCCUGCUCCAGAAGCACACCUAAAAGAAAGCUGACUGUAAAUGAAGCAGCCUCUGAGGCAGAUGAAGAGCAAGGUGAGAGAGAAGGGCAGCUGGAACAACGAGAUGGAGAAAACCAAGGAGACUCAGGAGAGAAAAUUAAGACUACAAAACGAUUUUCCUGUUCAAACUGUCCAUUUGUUUGCCAACAGAGAAGAGCAUUAACAAGCCAUGAGAAACGGGGUUGUUUAAAGCCUGGGGAGAUCCAGUGCCAGCAAUGUUCAUUUGUGGCCAGAUCAGAGAAAUCACUGAGUCAACACAUCCUGAUUCAUGGUAAAGAUAAGAGCCAUAAACGUGGCAAACAAACUCAACUUUGUUGCAAGCUUUGCUGUUUCACCUGCAAGCAGGAGCGCCGCAUGAGUCAGCAUGUUGCACUAAAGCAUGAGGGUGUUCGGCCAUUCUGCUGUCGAUUCUGUGAUUUCAGCACAGCACGUCGUCACCGCCUAGAUGCUCAUGAGUCCAUGCACACGGGUAUAGGCAGGCAUCAAUGUGAGCUAUGUAAUCAGACUUUUGGAACCUCUUCCAAGCUACGCCUGCAUCGCCAACGCAUUCAUGACAAGCAAGCCACCCACUUCUGCUCUCUGUGUGACUACAAAGGCUACAACCCCACUGACAUCAGCCGCCACACCCUCAGCUGCCACACGGGUGCGCUGAGCCACAAAUGCAGCCAGUGUGGUUACUGCUUCAGCUCUGAUAUUGCCUAUAAACAGCACUGCAAGCGAACACACCAGACUGCCAACACCCACUGUUGCGCUCAGUGUAGUUUCAGCUGUGACAGUGAUGCUGUUCUCACAGCCCAUUUGCAAAGUAAACAUCCUCAAAAUGAGAGAGCCACUUUACUAGAAGCUGAUUCUCACCAUCAGGUUGACCCUGAAAAGUGCAGCAAGGCCUCCGUCACCCAGCAAUGCCCAGACUGCCCUUUUACAACAGCAAAGAAGCUGUCGCUGAUCCAGCACAUCUUGGAUGAACAUGAGAGUGGACAUGAUGAAGGAAAACUUCUCAAGUGUGAUAUCUGUGGCUUUUCUUGCCUCCAUCAGUUGGUGUUUGACCAACACGUCCGGUCACAUGGGGGAACCUGUCUUUACAAGUGCACUGAAUGUGACUUCUCCACUCGGAACAGGCAGAAAAUCACCUGGCACAUUCGCAUUCACACAGGAGAGAAACCAUACCGCUGUGAAAAGUGCAGCUACACCUGUGCGGACCCUUCUCGUCUAAAGUAUCACAUGAGAAUUCACCAGGAUGAGCGCAAAUAUCUCUGUCCAGAAUGUGGGUACAAAUGCAAAUGGGUUAACCAGUUGAAGUAUCAUAUGACAAAACAUUCAGGAGCAAAGUCGUAUGCAUGUGAGGAAUGCGAUUACCGCACAAACCGUGCCGAUGCGCUACGUGUCCAUCGUGAGACCCGGCAUCGAGACACGCGCUCCUUCAUCUGUGAAAAGUGCGGCAAAGCUUUUAAAACGCGCUUCCUACUCAAGACACACCAGAAGAGGCACAGUGACGAGCGGCCCUAUGUCUGCUCCAAGUGCCAGCGAGGCUUCCGCUGGCCAGCCGGACUCCGGCACCACUUCCUCAGCCACACCAACCAGCUGCCCUUCUGCUGCCUCUACUGUGCCUAUCGCGCCAAGCAAAAGUUCCAGGUGAUGAAGCAUUUACGGAGGCACCAUCCGGACAAGUCCAUGCAGAACGGUGUAGCUAAAGACCCUAACACCUCCAGUGUCCCACUGCAGAAGGCCCGGCUUGGGCCAAAGAAUGAGGGACACAUGGAUAGUAAAAGUGUCAUUGAGGGAGAGAAAGAAACAGACAAACAUUAAUCUUUGAGAGAUGAAACAGGGAAAUAACAGUGCUUUUUAAUUUCUACAGUGACCCUGUAGCAAUGUUAGUAUGAAAAUUACUUUCAGUCAUGAACUCUAUUUUCUAAUAGGGUUUGGGGGAACCUUGUGAUCAUCAUGUACAAGGCAUAAUAUUGCUUUGUGCCAUAAAUAAACCUGAUUCAUUUAACCAAAGUGAAUGACUCUAAAUGAAAUGGGCUGAGGACUACAUACAAAAUAUAUCCCUGAAGCAUUCAUUCCUAAGUAUUUGAAAGAAGAACAGAACAAAAAACACAUAUGUGCCAAAAGUAGAUAAAAAGGCAUUAUUAAAAUUAUAAAAAGGCAUUAAAGUCAGUGUUGAUAUCUUGAAUUGUGAAAAAUAUAAAACUAAAUACAUGUUACAAAAGAGCAAUUUUAUAUAUUAUACCAUUGUUAAUUGUUUAAAAAAUAACUAUGAAAAGGACUAUAUCAUAACUAAAAUAAUUGUAUUUCACAGUAAUUAGAUGACACUUCUUUAGAUUAUGCAUUUUUAUUAUAAAUUAUUGCCUCAUAGAUAUGUACUACUGUGCUUACUAGUUUGAUUAUUUAUUUCAGAAUUGUCGCUAAUUCCAUAGCAACAGAGGUGUGCAAAAUGACUGUGGUUCAGUUAACAUUUAACCAGUUUAGCAAGGAUACACAAACUACUAAACAAGU